Messenger RNA from Pistacia vera, 1022 nucleotides. Its product is annotated as 50S ribosomal protein L10, chloroplastic. Gene Ontology annotation, cellular component: large ribosomal subunit. The record is from RefSeq and is a predicted model, not a curated record. The transcript is spliced from 2 exons. The coding region runs from base 161 to 859 and encodes 232 amino acids. Lineage: Eukaryota; Viridiplantae; Streptophyta; Magnoliopsida; Sapindales; Anacardiaceae. Gene Ontology annotation, molecular function: structural constituent of ribosome. Gene Ontology annotation, biological process: translation.
UGGGUGUAUUUGUUACUUUUUCAAACCUUCAGGAGGAAAUUGUCAUAACCCGUGAACUGCAAUAAAAUGCUGAUAAGAUAAGCCCCCCAACGAAAAAAAAACAACUCAUCCUCUUCGCUCCAUCUUCCUCCCCACAACGCAACUUCUAUUUUCUUUCACCAUGGAAACCACUCUCCUUUCCUUUUCUUCUUCCAAUUUCUCACCCCCUUCUUCCCAAACCCUAACCCUAAAACCGAACCCUAACCCAUUUUUCACUUCCCAUUUCCAUUUCCCUCCCUUCAAACGCCCUCCCACUUCUAAACCCACCCACAUCAGGGCCGCCAUUUCCCGUACCAAGAAAGAACAGACCGUCGAAGCCGUUAAAACCAAUCUCGAAAACUGCUUCCUUCUUGCCGCCAUCAAGUACGAGGGCUUGACCGUCAAGCAAUUCCAAGACCUGAGGAGAUCAUUGCCGGAAAACACCAAGCUUCUUGUGGCUAAAAACACUUUGGUUUAUAAAGCCAUUGAGGGCACCAAAUGGGAGGCUUUAAAGCCGUGCAUGACUGGCAUGAAUGCCUGGCUUUUUGUUCACAGUGAAGAGAUUCCGGCGGCCAUCAAGCCGUACAGGACCUUUCAGAAAGAGAAGAAAUUGGAAGAGAAUGACUUUACUGGUGCUGUGUUUGAAGGGAAAUUUUAUGGGCCCGGUGAUUUUAAGGCUUUAGAAAGUAUGCCUACAAGAGCUGAGCUUUAUGCGAAGUUGUUGGGGGCAUUGCAGGGACCGGCUUUGGGUUUGGUGAGUACUUUACAGGCUCCAGCUAGAGAUGUGUUGAUGGUGUUGAAGGCCUAUGUGAAGAAAUUGGAGGAUGAAAGUGAGCAAUAGUGGGGGAGUGAGAUUUUGUAUGGACUGCUAGGAAGGUCCUUUCACUUACAUUAAGAUCUUUAGCCACAUGAAAGUCCUGUCACUUACAGAAAUGGCUAAAUGUUUGAUUGAUGAUCGACUUUCUUAGAGUUAAGUAUGCUUCCUCUCUCAAUCGGACCAAUGU